AUGCAGAUCCGUGCCUGCAUUGUCCUGGCUCUGGCCACCAGCGCUUUCGCUGGUUUUGUCGGCACCGCCGGCUAUGGCGUUGGCCUGGCCGCUGCUCCAGCUGUGGCCACCGUUGCCCACGCUGCCCCAGUUGCUACCUAUGCCGCUGCUCCAGCCGUGACUAAGGUUUCCACCACUUAUGCUGCUGCUCCAGCUGUCGCCACUGUAGCUCACGCACCAGUUGCCACCGCAGUCGCUGCCCCAGCCGUCGCCUCCUACGCUGUUGCUCCAGCAGUGACCAGGGUCGCCACUGUCGCCCACGCUGCCCCAGUCGCUACCUACGCUGUUGCUCCAGCUGUGACAGCCGUGCACGCUGCCCCAGUUGUCGCUGCUGCUCCAGCUGUGGCCCAUGUCACCACCUACGCCGCGGCCCCAGCUGUUGCUGCCGUGCACGCUGUCCCAGCUGUUGCCACUACCACCGUCCACCACGUGCCAGCUGUGGCCACCGUUGCCCACGUGGCCCCAGCAGUCGCUGCCUACCAUGCCGCUCCAGUCUACUACGGCUACGGCGUUGGUACCCUCGGCUACGGUGCUGGCCACUACGGCUACGGCCAUGGUCUCCUCGGCUACGGCCUGAACUACGGCUAUGGUCUUGGCACUCCAUUCCACUACGGCGCUCUUCUCCGCAAGAAGUGUGAGUAUGCGGCUGUCAUUGUAAGCUUAGUUAGACUCUGA
Molecule: messenger RNA, 714 nt
Organism: Dermacentor albipictus
Lineage: Eukaryota; Metazoa; Arthropoda; Arachnida; Ixodida; Ixodidae
Product: cuticle protein 12.5-like
Source: RefSeq, a predicted model, not a curated record